This is a messenger RNA of Neltuma alba, 1454 nucleotides long. RefSeq names its product alcohol dehydrogenase-like 4. Gene Ontology annotation, biological process: formaldehyde catabolic process. Gene Ontology annotation, molecular function: zinc ion binding; alcohol dehydrogenase (NAD+) activity; S-(hydroxymethyl)glutathione dehydrogenase [NAD(P)+] activity. The record is from RefSeq and is a predicted model, not a curated record. Lineage: Eukaryota; Viridiplantae; Streptophyta; Magnoliopsida; Fabales; Fabaceae. Gene Ontology annotation, cellular component: cytosol.
AUGCCCACUCCAUAUUUCACAAAUCACGGAGAAGCUAAGCAAUUCAAGCAGAAGAAGAAGAAGAAGAAGAUGGGUUUGGAGCACUUGAGUCCGAAUGAUACAAAGGGCAAGAUCAUUACUUGCAGAGCGGCGGUUGCUUAUGGGGCUGGAGAACCGUUGGUGAUAGAGCAAGUGAAGGUUCAUCCUCCCCAGAAAAUGGAAGUCCGAAUCAAGAUCCUCUUCACUUCCAUCUGCCACACAGAUCUCACUGCCUGGCUCGGCCACAACGAAGCUCAAAGGGCCUAUCCGAGGAUUUUUGGCCAUGAAGCUUGCGGGAUAGUGGAGAGCGUAGGGGAAGGAGUAAAGGAUGUGAAGGAAGGAGACUAUGUGGUGCCAAUCUUCAACGGCCAGUGUGGCCACUGCAACUUGUGCAAUUCUGACCGUACCAAUAUGUGCCAAAACUUUGGAGUUAACCCCAUGAAGAAACUCAUGGUGGCUGACGGCGCCACCAGGUUCACCACCGUAGACGGCGGCAAACCCAUCUACCAUUUCCUCAACACCUCCACCUUCACCGAGUACACCGUCGUUGACUCGGCUUGUGUCGUCAACCUCAGCGGCGUCGAUAAGCACUGCCUCAAAAACCUCACCUUACUCAGCUGUGGCGUUUCCACCGGGGUGGGAGCAGCAUGGAACACAGCCAAUGUUGAAUCUGAUUCUGCUGUUGCUGUCUUCGGUUUGGGAGCAGUGGGCCUCGCUGUGGCAAAAGGGGCACAAGCAAGAGGGGCAUCCAAAAUAAUCGGCAUAGACACCAACCCCGACAAAUUGAUCAAAGCCCGGGAAAUGGGAGUGACGGAUUUCAUAAAUCCAAGGGAUGAAGAGAAGCCCGUGUACGAGAGAAUAAGAGAAAUGACUGGAGGAGGAGUAGACUAUAGCUUUGAAUGUGUAGGAAAUUCUGAUGUCCUCCGAAAUGCCUUCUUGUCUGUUCAUGAGGGAUGGGGAUUGACAGUGAUAUUGGGAAUUCAUGCAACACCACAAAUGCUUCCAAUUCAUCCAAUGGAGCUGUUUGAUGGUCGCAGAAUUGUUGGUUCAGUCUUUGGAGGCUUCAAAGGGAAGACUCAGCUCCCUCUUUUUGCCAAACAAUGCUUGCAAGGAGUGGUGAAGCUGGACGAGUUCAUUACUCACGAGCUCCCCUUUGAUGACAUUAACAAAGCCUUUGAUCUUUUGGUCUCUGGAAAGUCACUGAGAUGUCUCCUACAACUGUGAGAUAUGAUAGUUUGCGAGAGGAAUGGGUCCUUUUACCGUGCGAGGCACUGCUGUGUAUCACUGAAAAAAAUGCAGAAUUUGUACUGCGACAGAUAUUAAAGAAUAAUAGAACUCUGCACUUGAAUAUUACAUGUAUUCCACUAAGCAGCAUCUCUUCAGAAUUUUGUAUGGCAAGGUUGUUGUGAGUAAUUGUGAUUAUAAUGUUGCCCAUA